Molecule: messenger RNA, 1533 nt
Organism: Anthostomella pinea
Lineage: Eukaryota; Fungi; Ascomycota; Sordariomycetes; Xylariales; Xylariaceae
Source: the annotation of a GenBank genome assembly
AUGUACCCCAUCCAGACCAGGGCAAGGGCUCCUUCUGUCAGGGCACCGGCAGUUCAUCCCCUGGGCCCUCAACUACUCAGUGGAUGCUACACUGAGGCGGCGCGUGCUGACGACACAUCUUUCCGCCUCCAUGGCCUGCGAGAUGCUCUCGCAGUCGACGGCCGUCCUAACCUUGACGCUCUUAACGCUAUCAUCGCGGAAAUUCGCAUGAUCGGUGCCCGGCUCCGCUAUCUGGCGGAUCAGUCACAGGUCCACAUGUGGAAUUCCAAUAUAAUCGAUUAUCUCAAUGUGAUCCUACCAUGUCUACAAAAGACUCUAUGCGAUAUCGACGAAUUCUACAACGACAAGUCUAAGUCCAAGGAUGAUCGUUGGAGGAACAUGUACUAUGUCAUGAGCAAUGAGCUGCCCGGAACUACGCUCGUGGCGAGAUUUAUCUUAUACAAUCAAUACCUCAGCCUCCUCCAAUUCCUUUUGAACAGAUCUCCAUUCUUUGACUACAAUGCCAUGGCGUCGCUCCGCCUUCGAAUAUUCCAACUCCGCGAAGCCAGGCAGAUAUCUCCUCCGAGGAUUACGAGCACAGAACUUGUCAGACAAGAAAGUGUAAUGGACUUCUGGGGCCAGGAAACUCGACCUCACUGGGCGGAGGCCAUCUUCUCGCAACCAUUACCCUCCCGAAGAGUCUUUAAAACCAAGUACAAGUCUGUCGUAUGUGGAACUUUAUUUGAGCUUGGCCGCCUGCCACCGUUUCAACCCACCAUCAGAACUCUAGCCACGAGAUCUUUCAGUAAUGACCGAGUAUCCGUCAUCAUACUUCUCGACCCAAUUGCCCAGGCUCCGUAUUUUCUCGUCCGCACCAUAAAAAAAAGGUCGCCAUGGGUAUCGCUACGUGGUGUUCAUGAGCUUUGCAUUAAUCGAGCAAAGGACUCGCGCUUGGAUCUAACGAGAUGGAGUAACUCGGAACGCAGGGCGAAGCCCUGGGCCGAGCUGUCCUUCUCGACUUGGGAAGAUAUGGUAUUGUUCUAUUGCACCUUCGUCUGCCUCAAGGCUCGCAGUCUGCUCAGAAUCAACGUCAAAUCGAGCGAGUUCGUCCUUGAGAGAGAGAAACUCUUGUUUCAGGCCAAAAUAGUCGAUGAUCGUUUCUACCAUUGUCUGAACGUGUACGAAGAUCAAGUCACGAAGGGGGUCCGUCUGCACGCCUGCGUCUGGGACGGCAAAUUGCAGCACUGUCCUGUAUGGACAGCCUUCAUACCAGUUGACAUCUCAGAGUCAUGGGUCCUCCGCAAAUCUCGCCAUUGCGUCUGGCUCCGCGACAUUCAGAUUUACACCUUCUGCGACGAAUACCGGGACCACCACCAGCGCAAGAACAAGCUCGGCGCCUUCCAGAUCCGUUUCUUACAGACAAAUGGCGCGCGGAAGUUUCGUGGACUCUUUCGCCCGGACCCCGAACCGACUGUCAUCUCGGUGGAGGUCUCGUCGAGUGAUGAGGAUGAGGGCGAAGACGACGAUGCUGCUGCUGGUCCUAGCGGUGGCUGA